Asterias rubens (European starfish) is the source of this 2340-nucleotide messenger RNA. Its product is annotated as gamma-aminobutyric acid type B receptor subunit 2-like. The coding region runs from base 1 to 2313 and encodes 770 amino acids. Gene Ontology annotation, molecular function: G protein-coupled GABA receptor activity. NCBI's taxonomy places the organism in Eukaryota, Metazoa, Echinodermata, Asteroidea, Forcipulatida, Asteriidae. Gene Ontology annotation, biological process: gamma-aminobutyric acid signaling pathway; G protein-coupled receptor signaling pathway. Gene Ontology annotation, cellular component: membrane; G protein-coupled receptor heterodimeric complex. The transcript is spliced from 17 exons. The record is from RefSeq and is a predicted model, not a curated record.
AUGUUGUUCUCAACUCUCAUCUCUACUACACAACAGCUACGCCCACUGGGACCUCACACCAUACUCUUUUUAGACUACCCAUUGUAUGGUUGCAGCAAAUUUUCCUUCCUCAAGACUAAUUACUCUUUUCUGUGCCGGCCUGGAGAUGGAAUGAAAGGAUUCUUUGAGCUUCUUUAUGAAGAGCCAAUUAAGCUGAUGAUUCUUGGGGCAAGCUGCUCGGUAGUUUCACAGCCUGUAGCGGAGACUAGCAAACAUUGGAACCUUGUGCAGAUGUCCUUUAGUUCAGCGUCAGAUGUACUGUCCCUACGGAACCGAUUUCCUUAUUUCUUCCGGACCAAUCCGGCUGAAUCCGGCGUUAAUACACCUCGGAUCGCCAUCCUCAAGGAGUUCGGAUGGGAGAGGGUGGCAAUCAUACAUGACAACAGCGAAGUGUUUACAAGUGCAACUAACAAGUUUUUGGAAGAUCUCGCAAAAAACAACAUAACUUUGGUGGCCAAGGAGUCUUUCACUGCUGGUGAAAAACCUACAGUUCAACUCCAAAGCAUGAAGAACAAAGAUGCACGCAUCAUAAUAGCCAGCGCACAGGAGGAAGGCUAUCAACAAAUGUUCUGUGAGGCCUACCACGUGGGGCUAUAUGGCAAGAGAUACGUGUGGAUAAUCAACAGCUACAACAGCGUUGAUUGGUGGAAGAAUGUCACGUGGCUUGGGUGUACUGAGGAGGAGAUGCACAAAGUUGUUGAUAAUUACAUCGGUGCGGUGGUCCUGGGUUCACGUACCGACAGAAACAAGACAGUGUCUGGAUUGACAGCCAGUGGUUACGAGGAUGCCUAUAUUGCUUAUACGCAAGGCGUACCAUACUCCGGGGUCGAGUAUGGCUCGUUUGGUUACGAUGCCGUCUGGGCAGUGGCUCUGGCCCUACACCGCGUUGUACAGCAACUUGAAGCAGAAAACGCAACUUUGAAAAUCGAGGAUUUCGACUACAGCAAUACCAACCGUCUGAGAGACAGAUUUGUCAAGACGUUAUCGGAGCUAGUCUUUGAAGGAAUAACGGGGUUGGUUUUGUUUGACUUGUCAGGAAAUCGUAUAUCGCCCUAUAAAAUCGAACAACUCAUAGAUGGAGUGGAGGAGACAGUCGGUUUUUAUCUCCAUGAUAGGCCAUUUGGUUUACAAUGGAUGAGAGAGACCAAGUUUGUCUUCACAGGUGGCAUCGUACCCAGAGAUGGUCCGUCACGAGAGGUGGUUUACCUUGGUAUAGAGCCCUCUACGUUCAUUGCGUUCGCUUCCCUCGCCGUGAUAGGGAUGAUCAUGACAGUCGUCUUCUUGAUCUUUAACGUCAGCUGCAGAAAUAGAAAGGUGGUGAAGCUGUCAUGCCCCAAAGUUAACAACGUCAUUGCCAUCGGCUGUUUCAUGUGCUACACCGACGUCAUCCUCAGCGGGCUAGACGGAAAUCUUGUAUCAAAAACGGCCAUGAACAGCCUAUGUUUGGCCCGAGUGUGGAUACUGCCCAUCUCGUUCACGCUUGCCUUCGGCGGUCUUUUCGCAAAGACUUGGAGAGUUCAUGUGAUUUUCGGUAAUAGAACGGCGAAGAGAACAAGGAUCUUUGAUUACCAUCUCUUCAUGAUCAUAGGCGUGCUAGUCGUGGUUGAUAUCGCUAUUAUGUCUGUAUGGACAGCAUGUGACCCGGUUCAACUCAUUCAAACAACCCUACCCGAUUUGCAUGAUGUAGAUGGCGAUAAGAUUAUUGUCCGGAUACUGGACAAGUGUGACUCGCCAAACUCGCCCAGUUUCUUGUGGUCAGGUAUCAUGUUUGGGUGGAAGGGACUGCUGCUAGUCUAUGGGGCUUUCCUGGCCUGGGAAUCAAGGAAAGUCACAAUGGUACAUCUGAACGAUUCCAAGUUCAUCGCCAUCGCAAUCUACAACGUGGCUAUUCCAAGUAUUAUCAUCGCCCCUCUGGUCCAUCUACUUGACAUUGAACAACCCAGCAUCACUUUUACUCUCAGUGCCUCUUGCAUUACCUUCGGGACUACAAUCACUAACUGUCUUAUAUUCCUUCCAAAGAUAAUUGCCUUGUGGCAUGUUAAAGAUGAGCAACCUGAACAAAGACUGUUCACCAUCUAUUCAUCUCAGAACCAAGUAGCGCCAUUACAGACUGGAAUGAGCCGGAAACCAGACCUCACCCUCCUCAGGGAAAAGGAGACUGAGAUAGUAGAACUCAAACAACAACUGCAACAGCAAUUGACUGAGAACGGAGACUUGCUUGAAAAGAUACGGAUAUUGCAACAAGGACCGCAGCCGUGUUCUUCUGGUACUUAACGGCACUGGACACCAGUGGUAAUAAUU